Molecule: messenger RNA, 12334 nt
Organism: Chrysemys picta bellii (western painted turtle)
Lineage: Eukaryota; Metazoa; Chordata; Testudines; Emydidae
Source: RefSeq, a predicted model, not a curated record
GGAAGACGAGGACUUCAAGGACAAGACUCUUGGUUAUAUGACUGAUGAUAUUGUAAAGGUUAAAGAUACUCUGAGUAACAUCCCUGAGAGUGUGCUUUACUUCUUGAAGGAACUUCUUGAGUGUGCAAAGAAAGACUUUAUCUCUUGGAUCACAACCAUCAUAAAAGACAAAACGGAACUUCCUACAUUUGUGGAGCUGGCGUCCAUUUCUGCAGGAGAAAAUGACAUGGACAUUGACAAAGUGAGGUUCUUCCGAGACGCUGUUGCUGCCUCUGUGCCCAUCUUAUUCGACUUGACUCCGGAAUCAGGGUUUGAAGCUUUUUCCUCAGCUCUAAGUCCCAUCAGAGACGCUGUAGAAAAUGACAAUCAACUUCCAACGAAGCUAAAAGAUUCCUGUCACAACAGAGAGUGGCUGCAAAUGGUCCAUGAUUGUCAUGGGUCUGUGGAGCGCUCCUCGAUGUCUCAGGCCAGGGCCAUCAAUGGCAACGGGAUUUUUAUCAUCUCCACACCUCAGAAAUUCAAGCCUUCUCUGGAUAAUUGCAUUUCACUGCUGCUGCCAGGGGAUGUCGCGGAAAAGGCUGCUCAAGGAGACCAGACAGACAAGACGGACUCUAGAACGUACAGCCUGGCUCAGCUCACGGAGCUGCAGAACAAACUCAUGCUGAUAGCCACAAAGGCUGAGCAGGGCAGAGAAGAGGUGAACAGGUUCCUGGAGAUCCUGGAAAAAAUUGAAAUGGUUGGGAAGCUCUACUUGCAACUUCUCAGCGUUGGCAACAUCCUUUUCAUAGAUUGGAAAGCUGAAGUUUACUGUGACCCCAAACGCAAAGUAACAAUCUACGCAGAGUUUGGAAUAGCCGGAAUCCUUGUUCAGAGUAAAAAACCCAUCCUGGAAGAAUUAGAUGGCAUUUGCAAAAUCAUGGAGCAUUGCCUUGUAGAGUGGAAGAAAUAUCUGGAGACUCAAAGGAACAAUUAUUGCCAUCUAAACAUGUUCACUGCACGCCAACUCUUCUACUUGUGUAGCAAGUUAGCCAAACUGCAUGAAGGACAAACAGACCCACAGGCUCUCAAUAUGCUUUCUGUUUUCAAGCAUGAUGUUAAAGAAGAGGAUAUCAGAGAAGCAUUAAAGAGAGCACUUGAAACUCCUGCAGAAUCCGUUGAUAUAUCAGAGAAGGAUGAUCAGUCCGUGUCCUGGAAUGACUACAUUGUUAAAUUUCCUCAGCUCAUCCAAGGUCUGGUUGAGUCUGGGUAUGACGAAUCAGUGGGUAAGGCAGCUCUCCAGAGUUAUCUGCCAAACUCAGCCAUCACUGAGCAAAUGCUCAUGGAAUUCGCCUUAGACUAUGCUGAUGAAGAGGAAAAGAUUGAAGAGCUGAGCAAAUUAUACGACGAGCAGAGAGAAGCCUUUCUGCAGAAGUCCAUGAAGUUUAAAAACAGGAACAGAGAUGUGGAUCCAUCCACCUUCCAAAGCCUUGCAAAAGAUGAAGUGGCCACUUCCUUUGAGAGUUUGCCGUCUAUCCAUGCCAAGGUGCAUUUGCUCUGGAACGCUUACCGUAGCAAGCUCACUGGCUUGGUGUCAGACAAAUACAUUAGCCUGGAUGUUUUCGGUGAAAUGCUGAAAUACCUGACAUCUCCUGAAACCGCUGUAAUUGAGAGGAAUUUACCAGUGGGUUUGGAAGCGGGGAAGCCUUGCCUCGUCACAUGUAAAGAAGAGCAGAUGUUACCCUUCUUGUUGUCUGUCUAUACGCACUCCAAGGGGGCACCUCUUCCAACGUAUGAUGAGGUGCUGGUCUGUACCCCUGAGACAGAGGAAGAAGACAUUGAGCUGAUUGUGAGGAGAGCUCUUUCUCCAGACCCCAGACACAAAAAGAUCUAUUGCUUGCUUGGUGCAGAAAAAUUAGUUUACAAAGUCUCCAAGAACCUAGAGUCCCUCUUCUUCCACUUUGCACAAUCUUGCAGCAAUGCCGAUUACAGAUUUCUCAUCUUCUGUGAUGCCAAAGCUCACAAUUCUUAUGUUAUGACGGCCUUUGACACAUACAAAGUCUCCUUUUCCUGUGAUUCGGGAGUAGAAAUUCAGAAAUACCUGAAGACACACCUGAGAGUGCCCAGUGGGGUGGCACCUGUUGCUCAGGUCUUUGAAAAGCCCUUUCAACAGAACGUGAAGUUUGUAUUUUCAGAGCGAGCUGGCAUGGGGAAGUCUUUGUUUGUAGCAAAUACCACCAGAAAAGCCAAAACCCGAUCAGAGAAUGCAGAGCUGAGACACAAAACCAUUAGGCUGACGGAGUCGGAAAUAGAUUUUGGAUUUCUCCUGGAGGAGCUUCGCUCACUGGAACAAAAACCAACUGAGGCUGGGCCCAGGAUCUUCCACAUUGACGUAUCCCCUGUGGUCUCGAAGGGUCUUUACAAGUUACUGAUUGAGCUGUGCAUUCUGAGACACAUCCAAAGCCCUGAUGGCAUGGUCUGGAAGUGCAGAGAGUCCCAUCUUUAUUUGAUUGAAUACCUGGUGAGAGGAAAAGGCAUAAGCAGCACAAGAAAACAAGAGAUGACCAGUGAAAUGGAGAAAGGAUUUCUAGGUCUCCUUCCAGCUGUGAAAUGCAUGUCACCAGUAGAAGUACUAGAGAUGCUUAAAAACAACAGUUCUGGAGAUGCUGCUGAAGUGGAACAACAGCUACUGGACAGUGACACGUUCAGGGGUGAUGCCUUCCAAAGGUCAUACCAGUACAUCAGCAGAUACCAGCGAAAGGCCGAUCUUGACAGGUUCUGUUUCACCCCUGGGAGGGUUGAAGGGACCCAGGAAGAGUGUCUGAGGCUCUUGUUGGACUCCUGUGGGAGAAAGAACCCUUCCUGGACUGAGCUCAGCAACUUCACACGCUUCCUAAACCUCCAGCUGAUGAAGUGUGAAAACUCAGUGUUCUGCAGCAGCGAAUUAGUGGAAGAGGGAUUUAAGGGGUUCAAGGCAUUUGUGAUAAAAUUUAUGAUCACCAUGUCCAAGGACUUUGCCUUGCCUUCCCUAGCCAUGGCAGAUGAAAGCUCACCCAGCGAAGAGGAGAAAAUGGACGAGGACAGUGUAUUGAGAGGGUACCAGUUAAGACGCAAGUGGGAGCAAGAAUCUCACCCCUACAUAAUUUUCCAUGCUGACAACCACUCCAUGGAGUUCUUGGGUUUCCAUAUCAAUUCGAAUUUUGAUGCUGUUGAUGCACAUUCACAGGCUGUUCUAGAGAAGAAGGUUAUUGACCGACAUUUAUAUCGCACCCUUGAGUUUCAGAAAGUCCCUUUCAAUAAAAAGUUUGAAGAUCUGUCCAGACAAGAGCAGCUAGAAACUCUCUGCAGCGUAUUCGGUGUGAGAAGCUCCCAAGACCCAGAUGAAUCCUACCAACUGACCCUGGACAAUACCAUGAAAAUGCUGGCCAUUCACCUGAGGUUCCAGUGUGGGAUUCCCGUGAUCGUCAUGGGCGAAACAGGCUGUGGGAAGACCAAGUUGGUGCAGUUCAUGUGCAGCUUGCAAAGAGCAGGAAAGGAUGUUCAGAAUAUGAUGCUGGUGCGUGUUCAUGGAGGCACCAGCUCCAAAAUCAUCCACCAGAAAGUCAAGGAAGCCAUCGAGCUGGCGCGCGUCAAUGAAGAGACGCACAACAUGGACACGGUGCUGUUCUUUGAUGAAGCCAACACCACCGAAGCCGUGUUUGCAAUUAAAGAGGUCCUAUGUGACCAGAGUGUGAAUGGAGAGCCAAUCUCCACCACUCGCUUAAAAGUGGUGGCUGCUUGCAACCCUUACAAAAGGCACACCAAGGAAACCAUUGAGAAGCUAGAGAAAGCUGGCUUGGGGUACAGAGUUCGGAGUGAAGACACCCUAGAAAAGCUGGGCUUCAUCCCUUUGAGGCAGCUUGUUUAUCGGGUGCAGCCUCUUCCACCGAGCAUGUUGCCUCUUGUCUGGGACUUUGGAGAGCUAAAUGAAAAUACUCAGAGUCUGUACAUCAGACAGAUUGUUAAAUCCAUCGUGAAAGACAAGCUUCCCGAAGAGAACAUGGAUGUUUUUACCUCUGUCAUUUCCACCUCCCAGAAGUUUUUAAGAGAAAAGAAAGAGGAAUGCAGAAUCGCCAGUCUCCGGGACAUAGAGCGCUGCAUGCGGGUGCUGCUGUGGUUUUAUAACUUAAGAAACCUGCUUUUUCCUCUUAUCGAUUUAAAAAAGAGUGAGGCUCAACAGUCAAAUGGCUAUGACCCGUCCAUUCAUGCCCUUGCAAAGGGGUGUGAGAAAGAUCAGAUAUCUGCAUUAAAUGAAGCACAAAGAUCUCUGGUUCUUGCAGUUGGGGUUUGCUAUUAUGUAUCUCUCGAGAGUCGCCAAGAUUAUCUGAAAGAGAUAGCGAAAUGCUUCUCUGUGCCCGAAUCCCUGCUUCAGCUAGAGAUUGUACUUUGCCAAGAGGUGUUCCUGGAUAACCUCUCUGUUCCCAGCACAACAGCACGGAACGAUGCCCUAAGGGAAAACAUCUUCAUGAUGGUCAUAUGCAUGGACCUGAGAGUGCCGCUGUUCCUUGUCGGGAAGCCAGGUAGCUCCAAAUCCCUGUCUAAGACCAUAGCUGCUGAUGCAAUGCAGGGCAGAUUAUCUAAAAAAGAAUUGUUCAGACGGUGCAAGCAGAUCCAGCUGGUGUCAUUCCAGUGCAGCCCUCAUUCCAAGCCCGAAGGAAUCAUCUCCACUUUCAAACAAUGUGCACAGUUCCAAAGGGGCCAGAAACUGGAGGAGUUUGCCUCUGUGGUUAUCCUGGAUGAGAUAGGCCUUGCAGAAGACUCACCUGAGAUGCCCCUGAAGACACUGCACCCUCUUCUUGAAGAUGGUUGCGUUGAUGAUGAAGACCCAGAACCGUACAAAAAAGUUGGCUUUGUUGGCAUUUCGAACUGGGCCCUGGACCCUGCUAAAAUGAACCGGGGCCUCCUUGUGUUCCGGACCGACCUCAACAAAGACGAACUGGUGAAGACCGCCAAGGGGAUCUGUGCUGUUGAGGAGCAUGUUACCAAGAUUGAACAUUUGUUCCCCUCCUUGGCUGCCUUCUAUUGUGAGGUGUUAAAGGAACAGUCCAUGGAAUUUUUUGGGCUCCGUGACUUCUACAGCCUCAUCAAAAUGAUACUGUCCUAUGCCAAGAAAAUAAAAGGCAUCUCUCUAGAAGAAGAGCUCAUUGCAAAAGCAAUUCUGAGAAACUUUGGAGGUUCAAAAGAUCUGAAUACAUUAGAUCUGUUCAAAAAGAACUCACCCAUCUCUCUGUCUUCCAACUUAGAAACCAUCCAUACAGUUCAUUUGUUACAGGAAAAUUUAGACAAGAAACAGAUGGGGUUUGUAUCUAGAUACUUGUUGCUGUUAACAACAAACCAUGCGGCUUUCCAGAUCAUACAGAUGACCAAACUCAUGGACAUAGAGAACUGUGAUAUUAUAUUUGGCUCGGGUUUCCCACGGGACCAAGAAUAUUCACAAGUGUGCCGCUCUGUUAACAGAGUGAAAAUCUGCAUGGAGACAGGCAGGCCCGUCAUUCUCUUAAACAUUCACAACCUGUACGAAAGCCUUUACGAUGCCCUGAACCAGUGCUUCGUCAGGUUAGGAGGAAACUAUUAUGUUGACCUUGGCCUUGGAACUCACAGGGUUAAAUGCCGCGUGAAGGAGGAGUUUAGGUUGAUUGUGAUUGAGGAGAAGAACGUGGUUUACACGCAGUUCCCCACCCCGCUGUUGAACAGGCUGGAGAAGCACUGCUUGGAGAUGAACACCAUUCUGNACUGGCAGCAGAAGGGGCUGACGACACAGCUGAAUAAAUGGGCCGAGUUGUUUGUCACUAUCAAGAACACGGACUUCUGCUGCACGAGGCCGGCAGACCUGGCUCCCCAGGAACGUGAUGUUUUCAUUGGUUUCAGUGACGACACUUCUGCCACUGUUGUUCUGCAGUGCUCUCCGAGUGGUUUUCAUGGGAACUGUCUGCCCGAUGAAGAGUCAGUCCUCGCAGCUUCUAAAAGCAAACUCAUUGAGUGUGCAACCCCCGAUUCCAUCCUGCGCCUCAAAUAUUCUCCGCUGGAGGAUGCGGAGCAGGUUCAGGACCUGUACUUUGGAAAGCAGAAGCACAAUGGCCUGAUUGACAUUCUGUGGGGGGCAGUGAAGCAAGAGUCAAAUGCAGAUGGCACCAAUGGACUGUGCCUGGAGGUUUCUACACAUGCAAGACUUCUAAACCAGAGAGAUUUGGAAGUGGUAAGAAAGAGACUGAACCUCCAAAAUAAAAUCCGCUGUCUUUUUCUAAGUCAGUUUGAUACAGAACAUGCAUUCCGCCAGGAACUUAGUAAGUUCUUCAGAGAAUCGACAGAAGAGAAACUGCUUUUUGUCCAGUUCAACUUUGACGAGCCACAGAGCAGCAAAAGGCUUCUUGCCUGUGCAAAGUACUGCAUAGAGGAUGAGAGAAGAAAACCAGGAACGACCGGUCCAUCACACGUCGUCAUCAUAACCAAAGUCCCAAGGAUACUCGGGGGGUGCAGCUACCUGGCAUUCAGUGCUGGUGAGUGGCGCACUGUUCACUUGGAUGACUUGCUUCCUCCCGAGACCUUUGCAGCCAAUCUGGGACAGCUCUCCAAAAUGACAGUCGCUGAGAUUUUCAUGAACAGCACCCAGCAGAGAACCGACACAAGUUGUCCAGAGGAUUCUAUUGCCCCUGAAGAUGCUGAAAAAGCCAAUGACUCCCCAGAGGAAAAUCUGCAACUGAUCAGCACUGAAUUCCUGAUCAAACAAAGUGUCCAGAAAGCUGUAAUCCAGCUGGAGGAUAAGAAAGACAACAGCCAGCGAGCUACAAAAAGGAUACAGGUCCUCUAUGAUGCACUUUUUCAGUCUCAGAGCAAGAAUAUAUUUGCCUGUCAUUUUAUGGAAGUGUUGAAAAGGAGAAUUUGUAACCUUUUACAAGAACAAGAGAUGGUGAGCCAUAAGCCUAGAGAGUGGAUUUUCCGCAGAGCUCUGUCUAGCGAGUUCAUACUUGAAGGCACUUCAUUCAGGCAUGUUGUCUGGAUUCAUUUGGAAGACAUUCUGGCAAACAUGUUUGCUCAAAUCCUAGCAGUAGUUGAUGCAAACAACAACUUGGAUCACAUCUCUCAAGAAACUCCUAUCUCUGACCUCUGGCUCCAGAUGUUCAAAGAUGAAUCAUUUCUGAAGAUUAAGUAUACCAGCAAGGCCCCUGAUGCUAAGAUUUCUGUGUUAUCAAUGAGCGAAGACCCCAGCAGGUCCACACAGUGCUGCUUUCCAUUCAGCUGGGUUCUGAAAGCUCGCCUGGACGAGAUAUGGGAGACAGUCCAUCGGGUGAAAGGUUAUCCAAAGGACCCUACUGUGGACUCUGCUGAGAUGUUUCAAAGCUCUAUCUUGAAUAUGCCAGUGCCAGAUGGCAAUAGUCCAGAAAUGGUUCAGCGUUAUGCCAGUGAUUUUGUGAGGAUGGCUUUUCCAGGGCAAGAUGUUCAGGUUUAUGAGAUUCUGUCUAAUGUUCUCAUAACUGGUGCAAAGGAGCUCUGCACCUCUUUGACACAGGACGAGGUGGGGUUUUCCCUGAUUUGGUUGCACAUUGAAUAUUUCUACCUACAAGAGAAUUAUCAGCUGAUCAUCAAUUUAGUGAAGAAUGAGGAGACUCUAGCCAAUGAGCUGCAGAAAGUUUAUAAAGAAGACACAACUAAAAUGUUUGUAGCUCUUGAUGCCGUGAGCAUCGUCCUGAAGCAGCUGCAGCCCACAGAGAAGGCACUUCUGCCAUUCAACGCCUGCCUGAGCUGGCUGAAAAGGAUCAAGUCCAUUAAGCACACUGUGGAGCUGAUCACAUUGGACGACUACCAGAUGAGACUUUAUGAUAACAAAGAGGAAUUAUUGAACAGCGUAUUACACCAAUGGAAUUGCACCAACAUCGUCUACCUGCUCAUCGAUCACCUGCUACACGAUGAAACCAACGUGGAUGAGAAGCUGCUAAAGCUCGUUGUGAAGCAGUUUGUCUUCCUCUGGAAUUUACUGUACAAAACUGAAGACCGUAAACCAGCAAAGAUUUUUGAAGUUGUGACAAAAGUGCUGAAGAGAUGCAGCAACAAUGCUGCUACCGUCUACCUUGUGAAGGGCGUGAACGAGUGCAAAAGCUGCCAGAACGAGAUCACUGACCCAGCUGAGCUGCCCUGCGGUCACAUUUUCUGCACUCAGUGCAUCCGGGAGUGGAACAUCCGGCAGUGCAAGAUCUGCAAGGAGAGCGUCCCCGAGGAUUACGUGCCCACCGCCUCCCAGAUCACCAGGGAGGCAGUUGCAAGUCACAACAAAUUCAGGAGGAAGUGCAACUCAUUCUUUGUGGAGUUUGUCAGUAGUUACUGUUUUGGGGACAAAAUCCCUCCAUCUGCAGAGAUCAUCGAACAACUGAUUAAGUUCGUGGCUUGCAAACCUUCUAACUCAGAACAUCCAGAGGUUAGAAAGGUGUACAAACCAACGAGUGACUUGUCGCCCUUUGAAGAAUGCAUGGAUCCGAGUCCUACUGUCAAGUCCUCCCUUUUGAAAAUGUUGCUCCGAUGCAGACUAGACGAUGUGAAGGAACACCUGGAAGGCUAUCUCUCCAGGAUGGAGGAAGUAUUAUCAUUAAAUCAAAGCAGUCGCAAUGAUUUCUAUUUCAUGGUAGUGUGCUGCUUUGAGGAUUUUAUGUAUUCCUCCUUUGAAGAAGACGCCAGCCAGAAUUCGGAGCACGUGCUCUCCACUGCAGAUCUGUCUGCUCCCAGCUCUGCCACCGUCACCAGCAUUGAAAACCUGCAGUUCAUUGCUAAGCUCCGACUCGCCAUCGGUAACGUCGCAGCUGUGCUCGGCAGAGAGCUGCCAAGUGCUGCAGACCAGAAUACAUGGACCAGUGCUGAAACUGCAGAAAAACAGUCCCAACUUGUGAAUUCCAUGAAAAAUCUGGUUGAAAAGGCCCAAACACCUUGGCCUCAAAUAUUCCUUAUUAGAAAUCUUUGUAAUUUCUAUGGGCUGAACAUAAUGCAGAAGAUUCUUCAGCAAGAGUCGUGGAUUUUACCCAGAGGAAUUGAGACUUCACAGGACAUGAAAAUCAGCUCCAAUACACCCUUGAUGCUUGUGACGCUAGACAGAGCAAGAGGCCACAUUAGAAACACAGACUCCGAAGAAGCCAAGCAAAUAACAGCCAUCACAAAGCACAUGGAGAGGCUCCUACAGGCAUCGCGGCCAUCAGAAGAAUCCAUGGAAAACAAAUUGGAAAAGAUCAUGAGUGACGUGAGCAGCCAGGAGAACGCAGCCUUGCUGGAAGUGGUGCUGCAUACUGCUCUCACGCUGACCCUGUCCCAGCACCCGCUCACCGAGCUAUUCAAAUCCAUCUGCUUCCAGCCCAGCGCUGUCAAGGCGAGCUACCUUCCGACCAUGCCGAGCGACCUUCUCUUUGAUGUGAGGAAUUGGAAAAACACUGCCACGGCAGAUACACUGUGGAGAUGCCGAUGCGGGCAGUACUGGAGCAUUGAAAAUUGCGGACGGCCCUGGGUUAUUAUCAAGUGUCUGUGUGGCUCCGAGGUCGGUGGGACUAAUCACAACCCCGUGGAGGGAUUUGAGGAAGUAGAUAUCACGAAGGAUAAAACAGAGAGAGGCUACGUGCUGGUGAGUCCGUCCUCACGGAACAAUGAGACAGAGAGGGAUCUGCCUGCAACCUCAGUCUGCAUCGCCAGAGCACUGCUCCAUUCUUCAAUGCUCCUGGGAACUUUUACCGAUAAACAGUCCAUUUUGGAGCUAAUGAAAGUGAAGCCCCAGGACGCCGUAAAGUUCUUUUGUGACCAUCUUGAAAAAGACAUCCAGUUCCUAGCGGAGUCACUUAGUGGAAACAUAGACGAUGCAACGAUGACAGUCCACCUAUUCCUCAGAUACAUCCUCGACAGCACAGCCGACACAAACAUGACCAUUAAAUGUAUGCGUGAAAAAGAAGACAGAGUACAAUGGGAAAGCUGUUUAAAAGCCGUAACUCAGUCGUUCUUCCAGGUGCUGGAGCAGAAAAUUGCUUCUGCAAAGCAGCAGAUUGUAGAGGAGGGAGCUCACAGUUCAAAUGUUCUCCUGAAAAUAGCCUACGGCCAGUCCCCGCCUUUCAGCCACCUGCCGAGCUGCGGGCUGAUCAACAUGCCCUGCAUGUGGAGAUUUGAACAGAGGAUGACAAUCCAGCGCCUGACCCAUCUGGUGCAACAAGAAAAUGGAGCAAACCAGUUCCCUGUGCUCCUGGAACUGCUGUCCAAGCACCAGCACAUCCGACACAUACGGCACCUGCCUGAAAUUCUCACUUUGCAGCGCUCUCUGAUCCACUUUUUCCAAAAUGGCAAUAUCCACGAAGGUGAAAGUCUUUCUGUGAGAAAGUUCUUGGAACGGGACAACCUCUCAGAUGAUCAGUGUUUGACUUUUGAAAGAGCCAUACAGACUGUUCAGAAAGUGUGGAGCAAUAUAAGAUCAAGCCCCAGAAGCUCAGAAAUCAGCAUCCCUGAGGAACUGUGGUGCAAGGAGAUCAACCCUGACACUGCCAUCCUGGAUCUCCUGCCAACCACUCCAUCCAUAACUUCCAUUGUUACAAGGUUCUUAAUACAGCUCCAGAACGGCUGCAUUGACACAGCUGCUCAACUCACUAAGGAAAAGCAAAGGUCUAUUUCAGCGGAAGAGGUGAAGCACGCCUCUGUGUUAAGUGUUUCCGAGAGCGACUUGAUCACCAUGGCGCUGUCGAACUUCCAGUACGUGCUAGAGGAAAAUGGAACCAAAACCACCCACUACAACUUCCUGACUCUGCAGAGGCAAGUGAUUCACCGCUUCAUCAGCGGGAAGCCCGUCGUGAAAGCCCAGACAAUUCCGUCCAUUACACUGAACAAUGUGAAGACUCUGCACUCCACAAAAGCUAACGUUAGAGAACAAUUGCACCAGGAACCACUGAGCGUGAGUCUGAUGAAACGCAUCAUGGAAGAGGCCAGUUCAGUGAGCGACAUUUCCAGAGCACUCGCCACCCUGAAAGUGGCUGCAGAGUUCCUGGCCGUGACUGGAGGGGACCCAGAGCGGCUCCUGACUGAGUAUGUCAGAAAUGAGCUGAAGAUGGAGGCUAAUGCAAAGCAGUUCAGAGACCUACCGGUUGUCCCACAAACGCAGCUGAAGCACAUCCUGUCUCUGUGGCAGAUCCUGUCAGCAAAGAGAUCAGCGCUACUUGUACAAAUGAACCAGAAUCCCUUCUUCCUGAUAGACAAGAGAUACCAUGAAGAGCUGGCUGACCAGGAGAGGGAGGCGCUAACAACAGCAUUAUCCACUGUCAAUAUUGAGUUCUUUAUCAUCGAGUUGCACGAAAUGAUCACAGUGGCAUUGGAAAGCUGCAAAAACAGUUGGGGGAUAGUGGAGACCUUUCAAGAAUAUUUAGAAAAAGAGGGAAAAGAAGAAAAUUACAUUGUGAAUCUGAUCAGCGCUGUGAACCGAGACCUUCAGCUGAAGAAUGUCAUUUCAGUGUGGAAAACUGCUGUGCUAAUCAACAAAACAUACGCCCGCUCCUACAUCCAAGAGUGAAUGGGUCCUUGAAUUGUUUCCUGUGGCUACCAAAACCAAUUACUGCACCCAGCCUGUAAUCCACAGUGAUUUAGGAAGUAGAGUUUCUUUAAGAAGUGAGUCUCAUCAAAUCACCAGGCCGAUGCAUCACUUGAAUCAAAAUAAGCCUUCAAUCAGAUUGAAGUGGUGCCUAGGCCCGGGCAUUUGAGUUGAGAUGUUAUGGGCAUGACUAGCUCUGCAAGUGUUGCUAUGCGCAUUGCUUUCUGCAAGCGGGUGAAUUUCACCCACCGAGAACUACAAAUUGUGGGCAUGAUUCUUGUGCCACUUAGGCCUUGUCAACACAUAGUGCUUUAACGAUACCAGUCUAGAGAAGGGGAAUAAGCUAUACCUCUGUAAGUGCACUUAUCUGUGUGAGGGAAAAUUUACAGAGGGCCUCAGGCUUUGGUCAAGCUAGUAUUUUUUUCAAGUUCGUAGGCCUGAAAUAUUAGCUGAGCUUGCUUCUGUGUGUAAGGGGCAUGAGAAGGCAAAAGUGGGAUGGAAAGUCCCCAGAACAGAACAAUGGCCUUCUAUGUACAGGGAGCAUGAGGAGGUGAAGUGGAAAGUCCCCAAACACAAUUUGCCAUAGCCAAGCUUAUUUUUCUAUUGCCACAAUGGAAGCGUUAGAAAAGUCAAACCGCAGAAAAGCUAGACAGGGAAUAACAAUAACAUAGGGUUACCAUACGUCCGGAUUUUCCCGGACAUGUCCGGCUUUUGGGGGCUCAAAUCCCCGUCCGGGGGGAAAUCCCCGAAAGCCGGGCAUGUCCGGGAAAAUCGGGAGGGAGGGCUCAG